Molecule: messenger RNA, 1041 nt
Organism: Adineta steineri
Lineage: Eukaryota; Metazoa; Rotifera; Eurotatoria; Adinetida; Adinetidae
Source: the annotation of a GenBank genome assembly
AUGAGCCGUAAACAUCGGAAUCACAAACUUGAAGAACAAAUUACUCAUCAAAAAAAUGCUUCAGAAUUAAAUUUAGAAUGUCAACAACUGAUUGAUCAAGAUAUGGAAAUUGUAGCAAAACAAGCAUUACGAAACAAUAAAACUUUCACCACAUUAAAUUUAUCAAUGAAUCAAAUUGGAGAAAAAGGAAUGCAAUAUCUCGUCGAUGUUUUACGAACGAAUACGACAUUAACUACAUUGGAUCUUUCCAAUAAUCAAAUUGGAGAUAAUGGUGUACAAUAUCUUGUUGAUGCCUUAUUAAAUAACUCGACACUUACGAAAAUGAAUCUUGUUGACAAUCAAAUCAGUUCUACUGGAGCAAAAUCUCUUGCUGAUCUCAUACGAACUAACAAAAAACUCAAUAAUCUUGAAUUUUAUAAUAAUCUAAUUGGUGAUGCUGGUGCUCAACAUUUAGCAAUUGCUUUACAAAAUAAUACAACACUUCCUACAAUAGAUCUCUCUAACAAUCAAAUUGGUGAUCUUGGUGCACAAUAUUUCGCUGAUGUCUUACGAAAUAAUAAAACACUCACAACUUUGAAUAUAAUCGACAACCAUGUCGGUGAUAUUGGUGUACAACAUCUUGCCGAUGCUUUGAAAAAUAAUACUACACUUAUUACAUUAGAUCUUUCAGUCAAUUCAAUUGGAACUGUUGGAGCACAACAUUUGGCGGAGACAUUACGAGAUAAUAAAAGCUUAACCAAACUUAUCCUUAAACAUAAUAAUAUAGGUGAUACUGGAACACAACAUCUCACUGAUGCUUUACGAACUAACAAAACUCUUAAAAUAUUGGAUCUUCAAUACAAUGGUAUUACAGCAGUUGGAGCACAAUAUUUUAUUGAUAUUUUACAACAGAAUACGACACUCAGUACAUUAGACCUUCAAUAUAAUAAAAUUGCAGACAAUGUCAUACAGAAGACGAAUGAUUUACUUAAAAAACAUGAUGGAGAAAAUAAGAAAAAUGAUUCAAAUUCAUUAAUCAUGACAUGUACUAUGUUACUUUAA